GAACGACAACAAAAGUGUUAAAAACCCUUCAAAGAUUGGUCCGGCUGCCGGACGAAAGGGGUGAAGACCAAUCUCUCUUUAGGAAAAGCUUCUUCCCCGUCUCAAAAGAUGUCGUCUUUGAAGCGUAAGCACGACGCCGUGGAAGACAAUCUUGAUUGUGGAGAAAGCGCCGACGGUGUUGAUAAUAAGACCAACGGUUUCUUCGAUGUAUAUGGACCGGAAGCGAAACCAGAACUCGUUUUCAACACUCCGGACAUAACAUUGAACUUACAAGAUGUUCAGGGACUUGUCACAUGGGUUAUUGGAGAAGGCUAUAUGCCCUCGUGGGUAUUCAUCAAGAAUAAGCCUCUAAUUCCAAAGGUUGUCUUGCUCUACCUCCCUGGAUUGGAUGCUGCUCUGUACUUAUCACAGUCUAAAGCACUUGCUAGGUUGAAAUCUUGUUGUGGCAAUCCUGUACCGCUUUUAGCUUUGAGUUGUGCAGUUGAUGAGAUGAAGACAGUAGAUACCAUCCUUACUUGCAGGGGUAAGAAGAAGAAAAGUGCUACUAGUCCAAUGGAACCACCUCUAUCUAAGCCAGAAGCAUGUAAUCUGACCGGGAAGACCUUCAUUGAGCUCACAAAAGAUAUACCGUUCCCUGUUGCAUACUACACUCUAAGUCGAAAGGAAAUGGAACAAAAUGGAUACAAGUUUGAGACGGAGUUUGUUUCUACACUUCCUGCACCGUCAGGAUCAUGUCCCCGUGAAAUUUUGGCUCUUGAUUGCGAGAUGUGUAUUACAAAGGAUGGUUUUGAAUUGACAAGAGUGACACUGGUUGAUAUAGAAGGACAGGUUCUUCUAGAUAAACUAGUCAAGCCAACAAAUCUUAUUACUGAUUACAAUACAAGGUAUAGCGGAAUAACAGCUGAGAUGAUGGAGGGGGUAACAACAACCCUUAGAUAUAUUCAGGAAGAGUUCUUGAAGCUGGUUUUCAAAGAGACAGUACUAGUAGGACACUCUUUGGAGAAUGACUUGGUUUCUCUGAAGAUCUCUCAUAACCUAGUGAUUGACACUGCAGUGCUCUACAAGCAUCCACGUGGUGGUUCUUACAAAACCAAACUUCGGAUUCUAGCCAAAAAGUUUCUCGCUAGAGAGAUACAAAUGUCUGAAUCUGGACAUGACAGCGUCGAGGAUGCAAAGGCAGCCAUGGAUUUGGCACUAAUGAAGAUAAAAUACGGACCUGAGUUCGGUUCACCACCUGAGAUGAUAAGAAAGAGACUCCUCAACGUUUUGAAUGAGAGCGAGAAAGCCACUUCUAUCGUGGACAGCAUCAACAUCGUGAAGCGGUAUGCUUCUGAGUCAUCAAAUGCAAUUCCAGUAUGUGAUGAUGAUGAAGCACUUUCAAAGGCCAUGAAAGAGGUAAAGAACAGGCGGUCGCAGUUUGUUUGGACACAGUUCUCAGAACUGAACACACAUUUCCAGAGGAGAGCGGAUGAUCCAGAGAAACUAAACUCAAGACUAGCAAAGAUGAUCUCAUUACAGACAUGUAGUAGCGAUGCUUCAGCCGGUCCUGAGAAACGUCCCAAAAGCAAAGUCUCAGCUGAAACUAAGGUGAUCUUGAAGAAAAUGGAUGAAAGAGUCCAUGCCCUUCACGCUGCAUUACCUACCAAUGCAAUGUUUAUAGUUUGCACUGGACAUGGAGACACGUCCAUUGUACACAGGGUGAGGAAAAUGCUAAGAGAUGAGAAGAGUGAGAUUGGGUUUAGCCGUGAGAAAGUUGUGAAGGUUCUUGAAGAGCUUCAAGCACAAGCUGAAGUAGCUCUCUGUUUUGUAGGUAUCAAGCAAUAAAAGCGAAUUUUACACGGACUCUUAAGUUUCUUGCACUGUAUACUUUAUGAGCAACCAGUAUACAUACAUACUUGUUAGCUUCGGUUCGGUAUAAUUUUUUGAUAGUAUUGGUUUAUUAUAUAACUUUGUAUGCUUUCAUAUUUAUCGAUAUCAAAGAUAUUUUCAUAAACU
Raphanus sativus (radish) is the source of this 1995-nucleotide messenger RNA. Its product is annotated as small RNA degrading nuclease 5-like. Gene Ontology annotation, molecular function: exonuclease activity; nucleic acid binding. Gene Ontology annotation, cellular component: nucleus. The coding region runs from base 109 to 1824 and encodes 571 amino acids. The record is from RefSeq and is a predicted model, not a curated record. The transcript has 13 exons. NCBI's taxonomy places the organism in Eukaryota, Viridiplantae, Streptophyta, Magnoliopsida, Brassicales, Brassicaceae.